Molecule: messenger RNA, 3540 nt
Organism: Penicillium roqueforti
Lineage: Eukaryota; Fungi; Ascomycota; Eurotiomycetes; Eurotiales; Aspergillaceae
Exons: 4
Coding region: 1-3540 (1179 amino acids)
Cellular component (GO): cytoplasm
Molecular function (GO): ATP-dependent chromatin remodeler activity; ATP binding
Source: RefSeq, a predicted model, not a curated record
AUGGCUUCUUCGGUCGAUCAGUCCCAAGAGGACAAGAUCAAAGACCUUUUGGAGGAUCUCGAUACCUACAGAUACAUAUACGAUGAUCUCCUCGCGACGCGGGGUCCUUGUGCAGAAGCAGAUGAGCUUCGUGAUACCAUCAAAAAUAUGGAAGUCCAGGUUGCCACGCUCCUUGGUGAUCCUGUUCCUACUUCUCAAGCCGCCCCAACACCACAAGUGACAUCCCCUACUCCGCCAGUCCGGACGCCUGCGGCUACUCCACGCAAGGCGUCCAACACUUUCACUGGAAUCCCCGGGGAUUCAUUUGCGUCCCCUCACUGGCCUUCUGCUGCACCCUCACCUUUCGCGGCCGGAUCUGGCCAAUCGAUAUUGCUGCCAGCUUCAUCAAUGAUACAGCCUUCUCCAGAUAAUUCCCGUAAACGCCAGCGUCCGCUAUCUCAGGUCUCGCCCACGAUCCAGGGAUCAUCAAAAAGGAUUGCUCCCUCGCAGCCUAAAUCUCACAGAUCUAAACUCGACGAGAUAGAUGCUGCACAAGAAGCCCGCCUUGCCGAGAAUCAGCGCUUGUACAAGCACUGGAUCGAUGCGGCAGGUGACGAUGCAGAUGAAAUAAACGAACUUCGGGAAGAGUGUGAGGAGCAGGCGAAGUUGAUUGAAACAGAGUUUCAAAUGGAACGAGACGCGGAAUUGGCUCGCGCGCUCCAAGCCGACGAGGAUCAUAGUCAACUCCCCCGUUCCAAUGAGCGUCAUACAUGGAAUAUUCCUGACCGCAGUCAACCGGUAAAACUCGAACAUCUUUCAUCAAACCCCAAUCGUGCACCUCAAGCAUAUGCCCCGAUAGCCCCAUUCAAUAAACUCAAUCCAUUCAAUUCCGACGAUGAUCUUCAAGAAAUCACAGCCGAUUCAUUCAAAGAUCGAUCCGGCAAGCAGCCAGCCCGCCCAUCCAGUUCAUAUCCCCACCUGCCAUCUCUCCCUUCGCAGUAUUCCAAAUCACCGUACACUUCACAGGGACUUUAUCCCUCGCGGAUGCCAUAUCCCUCCGAGUUGACAUACCCCUCUCAAUUGCCAUAUCCCUCCGAGUUGACAUAUCCCUCCCAAAUGUCAUAUCCUUCCCAAUUGCCGUAUCCUUCGCAGCUGGCCUAUCCCUCCCAAUUGUCAAAUUCCUCAAUGCCAUAUUCCACAUCAGCAGCUGCCUCCAGAAACCUUCCCUGGUCGCAUGAGCAUCCGUACGCUACAAUGCCGGGUACAUUUGAGAAGUAUGACAAAUUCGACAAGUUUGACAAGGCCUUUGACCUGGUUCGCAACCAAAGCGAAAUAUUCGACGACGAUGCUGACAUAGUGGCCUACAACGAGAAGGAGUUUCCUGAAGAUAUCAAGAACUUGCUCAGCGGUAUCAAAGAUAUUCGAGAGGCAACUAAAGCGGACAAUGAUGAGACACCAAGUGCUCUUCGAGUCACGUUGAUGAAGCAUCAGAAGAUUGGCCUGAGAUGGAUGAAGGCCAAAGAAGAGAGCAACCACAAAGGAGGAAUUCUUGCAGAUGACAUGGGACUUGGUAAAACCAUCCAAGCGAUUGCACUGAUGGUUGCUCGCCCAUUCGAGGAUGAAGACCGACGCCCGACUUUGAUUGUCGCGCCCAAGGCACUUAUGGAUCAAUGGAGACUUGAAAUCCAGCGUCAUGUCAAGCCGGGCAGGCACCAAUUAUCAGUCUUGAUCUACCAUCAACGGCGCAGGCCCUGGAAGGAGCUCAAAAGGUAUGAUAUCAUUAUCACUACGUUUGGUACAAUCACUGCGCACUACAAAACAUUGCUCCAGGCGGAAAAGUUGGCAGAGGAAGGGCGGGAUCCCUCGAUAAUCCAAGACCUCAAAAAUGCGGCCGGUCCUCUCAGUCCUGCUGCCAAGUGGCAUCGCGUCAUCAUCGAUGAAGCACAGAACAUCAAGAACCCAAGUGCGAAAUCGGCAAUAGCAUGUUGUCGACUCAAUGCUACCUACCGCUGGUGUCUGACUGGUACGCCUAUGAUGAAUCGUCUCGAAGAUUUCCAGUCCCUUUUGGGAUUCCUCCGGAUUCGGCCUUAUAGCAACCCAGCAAAGUUUAAGGCGGACUUCGUGAGACGCAUUAAAUCUGGUUGGGGAGGCGAAGAUGUCAUGAAGCAACUACGCGUUCUAGUCAAGUCUGUCUGUCUCCGACGCACAAAAUCCUCCAAGAUUGAUGGCGAGCCCAUCUUGCAACUCCCACCAAAGGUCACCGAGAAGGUCCAUGUUGUGUUUGAUGAGAGAGAAAGCCAGGUUUAUGAGGAACUCAAUACGUCCACUCAAAGGCAGAUCACCCGGUACCUUGACUCAGGCACGUUGGGCAGGAACUACAGCCAUGUUCUAGUUCUCCUUCUCCGUCUUCGGCAGGCAUGCUGCCAUCCACUUCUCAUGCAGGAUUUCCGAAACGAACCCUCCCCGUCUAUCCCGGGGGUGGAUAAGAUCGCCAACGCUAAACUUCUGACCGCUGCUGUAGUGCAACGUAUCAAAGAUAAUGACGGCGAAGAGGAUGGCACCUGCCCUGUCUGCAUGGACAGUGUCAAAAAUGCGACUAUUUACAUUCCAUGUGGACACCAUGUGUGCUCGGAGUGCUGGAUCCGCAUUUCCGACUCUGCAACUGCAAACGGAGCCAUCAACCUCGAAGACGAUGGUCCAGCUGUGAUUAAGUGCCAGAACUGCCGAGGGCCCGUGGACCCUGCGAAACUCACCGACACCAAUGCAUUCAAGCAGGUCCACGAUCCAACCUCAGUGCCCGAAUUUGCCGCCGGAGGCGGUGAUACCAACGGGCCCAAUGACGACGAAGACCCAGAAGCAACAGCGAGCAGUGAAGAGUCUGACUCCGAUAGCUCUACUGGAGAGGGCGAUGCGGAAUCAAAGAAGAAAACGAAGGCGAAGUCUCUAGCCCAGCUGCGCAAGGACGCUUUGAGGAACAAGGCCGAGAAGAAGAAAUACAUUCGCCGCCUCGAGAAGGGCUGGUUCCCCAGCACAAAAAUCACAAAGACGCUGGAGAUCCUCCAAGCCAAUGAAGACCGCGGCUUAGAGGAGAAAACUAUCAUUUUCAGCCAGUUCACCUCCCUCUUGGAUCUUCUCGAAGUCCCCCUGGCCCGCCGCGGCUGGAACCACACCCGCUUCGACGGCAGCAUGAAUCUGAAGGAGCGCAACGCCGCUGUGACGGCUUUCACCAAUGAUCCUGACUGCAAGAUCAUGCUCGUCUCCCUCAAGGCCGGCAACUCCGGUCUGAACCUCGUCGCCGCUUCGCAUGUCAUCAUGUUCGACCCCUUCUGGAACCCGUACAUUGAAGACCAGGCCGUUGAUCGUGCCCAUCGCAUCGGGCAGGUUAGAGAGGUCUUCGUUCACCGUCUGCUUAUCGAGAAUACUGUUGAGGACCGCAUUGUUACUCUUCAGGACCAGAAGCGUGAGCUUAUCAGUGGUGCUCUCGAUGAGGGCGGUACCAUGAAUGUCUCCCGACUAGAUGCGAGGGAACUUGCUUAUCUCUUCGGUGUGAGAGACUUGUAA